Paramecium sonneborni is the source of this 3155-nucleotide messenger RNA. The record is from the annotation of a GenBank genome assembly. Lineage: Eukaryota; Ciliophora; Oligohymenophorea; Peniculida; Parameciidae.
GAACCUUGAAAAUGACAGAGUAGUAGAUGAGAGAAUCCAAUAUGAAAAUCUCAGUGAUCGAUACUUAAGUUAUAGGAUAAGUGACAAUCAAUUUAUUUGAAGCUGCAGUUGGUCCAUUUCACUUUCAAUUACCAAUCAGAGGAAAAAAUGUUGGAAAUGUUAGCUUUGAUUUGAAAAUGAAUCAAAUUGUAUAGGCAACACUUUAAAGUAAGUUUAUUAUUUGGGAGUUAAACUCAAGUCUAAGUGAUGUUAGAUACAACUAUAAUUUACGUCUGGUGGUAAAAAUUUUAACUAAAAUAAAAGACUUCAUAAUUCUCAUUCAUCUCUGAACAUUCAACCAUUUUUGUGAAUCCAAACUAUAGAAAAUAAAAUGAAAAGUAGAAGAGCAUGAUAUCUUAAAGUCGUAAGAAUAUUUUAGAUCAAGAUUCUUUAAGAGAUUCAAUUAUAUCUAUUCCAAAAAUACCUUCUAUGAUAAAUAGCAGUGGAACUAUAAAUCAUUCACUUGAUUCUAUAAUUGCAGCCACACCAACAAAUAAAGGAUAAUCAUUAGCUUCUUAACCUUAUCAUAGAAUUGAAUGGGAUCAUGCUGAAGAUGAAUUAACUUUAAUUGUAGAAUUACCAAUCUCAGAAUUUUAAAUUUCUGCUAUACAAAUAUGUUUAUGGUCAAUUUCAUCAAAUAAAAAAAGUUUGGAAAGUGGUAAGUCUCCUCAUAAAACUAUUAUUAAAAAAACACAAAAUAAACAUGAUUCAGAAUAUAUGGAUUUAGAAAUAUAAGAUCUUCAUUUAGUUGCAGAAACAUAUAUUAAUUUAUCAAAUUUAGAAACUAACAUGGUUGCUGAUUUGGGAGCUAAGUUUUUUAUUAUUAGCAAUUAAUAGGCAAAAUCAAUAUGGUAUCAUGGUGUUGAGGUUGGUAAAAUAGAUUAUGAAAUAAGUGUAAAAUUACCAAAUUAUUUAUAAUAAUCAUCUUUUGGUGUUUAAACAGAAAAAGGUAUAGUCUAGAGUGCAUCUGUUGUAGGAAAUGUUGAAAAUAUAAGUGUUACAGAAAUUAAGAUGAUUUAAAUUGAAUUUCAAAAAUUAUCAAGUUCUAUAUUUAAAAUAGAACAUAAAACUUUAAAUAUGGAAGAUAAAAUGAAGGUUCGUUAAGAUAUGGAUUAAUAAUUGGAUAAGUUAGCUGAAUUAUUAGGAUAAUCACAUGGAAAUAAUAUUAAAACAUUUCAAUAUAAAUCUGAAGAUGAUUUAAUGAAGGCUUAAUAAUUAUUAAUUUAAUUAUCUAUUCAUUUAGUGGAUUAUUAAAAAACAUUAGCUACAUUUAAUUCUUAUUUUGAAUGCCUAAAUUAAGUACUUAGUAGAGGAGAACUGAUGUUAUAAUAAUUAGGAUUUUUUAAGGCUUUAAGCAAGAAAUAAUCAGAAUAAAAAACUGAAGUUGGUUUAAAUUAUCAAUCAUUUUUAGUGAAUACUCUUAGAUUUACUUUAUAAAAAUUAAACCAAAAAGAUCCAAGUCAAUAAGCUAGAUAAUUAAAUAUUAAAUUUUUGGUAAUAAGUUAUUUUCGAAUACCAGAAUUCAGAGCGAAGUUUCUAGAAUUAAUCAAUAAAGCUGAUGAUCCAUAAUUAUUAGAAUUAAGAGGAACUGAAUUUAUACAAGAAGAUGAUAUAACUAAUAUUGAUAAAAGUACAAAAACCAAUAUCUCAAUUUUUGAUUGGUAGAAUUAUUUUCAUACAUAUUUAUCUGAUAAAACUAAAGGAAUAUAAAAUUAAUCUCUUUUGAAUCAAAUAUUAGAUGAUGAAAGUUGGAAAGAACAUAUUCGACAUAGAUCAAUCAAUUUUUGUUUUUUUGUAGAAGAAUGGGCAAAAUAUGUAAGAAAUAUUUUAUAAGUAAAAAUCCUUCCUUGGUAGGAUAUUCCAGGUUAUAGAAUUUUAGUAAAAGCAUUUAUGUGUGAACUUAAAUAAUAAGAAUCGAUUCCAGACGCAAUGAAAAUAGCUUUAAAAAGUUUGCUAUAAAAUGUAAACUUAUUAGGAAUUGUAGUUAAUUUACAAUUCAAUAAAACUAAGUAUUUAAUGUAAUAAAUAAGUCUAUAUAAUGCAGAAUAAGUGAUAGAAACAUUUGAAAUAUUGGAUGUCUGUUUUGGUACAUUGACAACAAUGCCUGCAUAUUUUGAUUAUCCAUUUUUUUUGAAAGGAAUAAAGUAAAUAAUAAUAGAUUCAGAACAUGCAAUGAGUAUAGCUAAAUGUGUAUGGCUGAUUUACAAUAUAUAUCCUUUAUUUUCAAGUAAUACUAAAAGUUUAAAAAUUGAAUAGUAGACUUUAAGAAGGAUAUUUGUGAAUUUUUAUUCGAGAAGGCUGUUUUUAAGUUGUUUUUGCAUUGGAGUAGGACAGUGAGAUUAGUAUUUCAUUAUUUUUUGCUUUAUCGAGUAUCUCAUGAACAUAAGAACCCAAAAGUUGGAGGAUUGGACGAAGAGUAAAUAAUAAUUGAUUAGACUUAGAUAGAUUAUAUAACAAUAUACUUUGAUUAAUCGACCAAAGAAGAAUUAGAGCUAUUUUGAGAAUCGUUAACCCUAAUAAAAACUAAUUGUAAGGUGUGCGAAUAUUGAUUUAGUCUGAUUACAUUUACAUAAAAUAUUUAAGAUUCUUAAGUAAGUUGGAACAAGCAAAAGUAAAGGAGAAUUAGAGAGAAUAUGAAUAAGAUCAUAAGAAUUAUUAUUUUAGAAUGGUGCAUAAGAAAUUAAGAAGAGAGUAGGAAUUAAGAAUGCAACAGUAAGAGGAACCAAAAAUGAUGGAAUAAUUGAAAUUGGAAAGAUUAGUUUCAGAAUAAGAUGAAUCAUAAUUAAAGUAGAAUUAAUUGAAAUCAGUAAUUGUUCCUAGAACUGUUAUGCAUAAGAAGUUAAGUUGUAAGAUAAUAUAAUUAAUUAUGGAGAUAAAAAUGAAGUCGAAAUUAACUAGAUGUAAUAACCAUACAUACGUGUAUCGAUUCGGGAAUUCGAAGAAUAAUCUAAGAAUUAUAAUAAUUGGAGAUAAUAAAAUUUAAAGAAAAUAAUGGGUAAAUAUAACUAAGAAGGUAUUUUAAUGAUUUUUAGUUAGAUAAACAUACAAUUCACUUGACUUUUCAAGUACCCAAAGUUGAUGUUUUGAAGAGGAUAGAUGAAAAAGAAGGUGCUUGA